CUCCAACUUUCCAAAACAUACCUAAUACCUAAGCUGAUUUCUCUUCUUCUCUUCACACUUUCGUUUAUACACACUUUCUUUUUUUUUCUCUUCUUUUUUGAAUAAAAAAAAAACUAAAAACUAAAAAGAAAAACUUGACAAAAUUAUUUGCGACACGAUGGCAGAAACUAAACCAGCCGCGACGUACUCGACCGACCCCGCCCUUUAUAUCUACACUUCUCUCACGGCCGGGUCAUCUCAUAUCGUCACAGCUACUUCGCGAUUGGAGACUAUCCUAAGAGCUAAUAAGGUGCCAUUCAAAGCCAUAGAUAUCGCAGUUGAUGAGAAGGCACGAAUGCUAUGGGGUCGAAGAGCUGGCAAGGAUGCAUCUGGACGACUGCGCAAGCUUCCCGGUCUAGUGCAGAUGGGUAUGGUUCUUGGUGAUCUAGUAGAGAUUGAAGAGUGGAACGAAUACGGCGAGUUGAAACAAAAUGUCACCAUCUACUACGACGACUUUACCAUCCCGCCCAUAAGCCAGGCACCCCCACAACCUACCCCUAAACCUAAGAAGAAGGUUGUAAAGAAGACUACCAAGACUACCUCUGCAGCGGAUGAUUCCGCAUCACCACCACCACCACCACCACCCGAAGCGCCCCCGCUACCCGAAAAUAAUAAACCUAAAGUACCGGCAGCGUCAUCGACAAGUAAAGCCGGCGCAGGAGCCAAAGCAGCUGCCCCCGCCGAACCCAUCCGUAGUAUUGCUGAGGAGGCCGCAGCGAGGGCGAAGCAGGUGCAUCUGGAGAGCUUGCGUGCGAAGGUCCACGGGAAGAAGGAUAAGGACGCUAAGGAGAACGAGGACGUGAAGAAGUCAGAUGACAAAGAUACCGAGGAUGCUAAAGAAUCCAAGGAGUCGGAAAGUAAAACUGCUGAGAAAUCAGAGCCUGAGGUUCCUGAGAGUCUGGAUACCAAGGAUACCAAGAAUACCAAGGACACCGAGAAAGCAGAUGAUAAGGAGGCCGAGAAAUCUGAGACCAAGGCUAGCAAAAAGCCUGCCAGCAAGGAUGCCAAGGGAGCAGAAAAGAAGGAUGUUAAGAAAGUAGACGCUAAAGACGUCAAGAAGACAAUAGUCAAGGUUGUUAAGAAGACAGAUACCAAGGACACUAAGAAAUCUACCGCCACCGCCAGCACAAGUUCUAGUGCGAGAAAAACUGCCACCACCACCACUACUACUACUACGGCAUCGUCUAGAGCCAAAACGACCGCAACGGCAUCUGGAUCCAAGACGGCUCCUACAAAGACCAUCACUUCUAAAACGGCCACUCCCAAAGUAACUACUACCACCAAAGCAACCGCUUCGAAAGCAACUCCGUCCAGAGCAACCACAUCAACCUCAUCUUCGACGUCAACCACAUCGACGUCGAAAGCAACUCCGAAAGCAACUCCUUCCAAAACGACCAAAGUAGUUUCGAUCAGGCCUAAGACUACUACAAGCACCAUACCAAGGACUACCACUACCACGGCGAAGACUACUACUACAACAUCGAGGGCCGCUACUUCCACGCUGGUAAAACCUAGAGGCGGUAUAUCCACUCGCCCCGCAGCCGAGAAAUUGAGCAAGCUCAAGAUAUCGGACAAUGACAAGGGACUAUCACCAGUCGAAGAGGCCCUGCAGUCGCCGACGUCAUCGCGGCACGGAGAUGACACUCCCGAGGACAUAUUGCGGCCGAUGCUGCAGAGCCCGACGACCGGGUCCUGGAAGGCGGACGGCACGGGCGCGACCCCCAGCAUAAGCGAGCUCCUUAACGACGCGGGCGCGGCCUCUAGCAUAAGCGAGCUCCUCCACGACGCCAUCGUCGCCGACGCGUCCCCCGAGGAGAUCGCCGAGAUCGAGAAAGCCGAGACGAUCCCCGAGGCGGCGAGCUCCGAGGAGGAGGAUAGCGAGGACCCGGCGGAUCCCAAUCAUGUGGAUAAGAAGGGAGGUGAAGAGGAAGAGGAAGAAGACGAGGAGAAUGAAGACGAUGAGGAAGAUGAUGAUAAGGAAGAUAAGGAAGAGGAGGACGAAGAAGAAGAGACAGAGGAAGAGGUGGGAGAUAAGGGAAAGGGUAAAGCCCCGGCCGUGAGCACGAAAUAAAUAAUAAGUCAUCAUCAGCCUCAGGUAUAGCAUUCGAUACGUCGACGAUGGCCGACGAGCAGCUUUUUUUUCACUUACUUAAUACUGCGUUUAUUUUUAUUUUUUUUAUUUUUUUCAGCAGAUCAUAGGAGCAUUAGGGGUUGAGUGCUAAUUACCUAGAUACCAAAUUUGCGAAGAGAAGACAGGAAAUAAAUAAAUCAAGUCCUAUUGAUUAUAUUAAUUUGGCAGGGACUGGCUACCUACCUAGGUUAGGUACCUAGGUACUUUAUUAGUAUUAUCACCGGUAUAAUGUAUUACUACAGCAUCGAGGAUUAGGAGUCUUUUUUUUUUCUGUUUUUCUUUUUCUUUUUAUAGAUUAAUAACCUGUAUCAUUAUAUUA
This is a messenger RNA of Daldinia caldariorum, 2489 nucleotides long. RefSeq lists its product as uncharacterized. The transcript has 2 exons. NCBI's taxonomy places the organism in Eukaryota, Fungi, Ascomycota, Sordariomycetes, Xylariales, Hypoxylaceae. The coding region runs from base 158 to 2110 and encodes 650 amino acids. The record is from RefSeq and is a predicted model, not a curated record.